This is a messenger RNA of Plasmodium knowlesi strain H, 3297 nucleotides long. RefSeq names its product conserved Plasmodium protein, unknown function. The record is from RefSeq and is a predicted model, not a curated record. The transcript has 4 exons. Bases 1 to 3297 code for a protein of 1098 amino acids. Lineage: Eukaryota; Apicomplexa; Aconoidasida; Haemosporida; Plasmodiidae.
AUGAGCAAUAUGUUACACGAAGGAAAAAGCCAACAGGCGCUGCAGAAACAUGUGGAACAACCUAUACACAUUUUAAACAACACAGAGGUAUCGGACAAAGACAAAAAAUUAAACGCCUUAAGAAUAAUAUAUGAGAAACUAUCAGAAUUUUUUACCAUUUGCAAAGAAGAAGAAAAGGAAAAUUUUUGCCUUUUUUUUCGCAACUAUCUGUUGUGUCAGUUGCAUAAAUGGAUUAACGAUGAAUUCGAUGAGUGCAGAAAUUUUACUAUGGACAUUUAUUUUCUUAUUGAAAAAAAUCUCGAUGAUACAUUGCUAGAUUGCGUGCUAUUUAAAAAUAUCAGCAGGGAUGAUAAUUUUCUUCAUAUCUGUACGAACAGAUUAAAGGAAGAUACAAAUAAAAAAAUUAUAGAAGAUAAAGAAGAAGUCAGAUUAAAAAUUGUGCAGUUUUUUAGCAUUAUUGUUCAUAGAUUUAGGAACAAAUGCGCUGACUCUGCUCCACAUGUGCUGGACAUUAACCCCUAUCUUGAAGAUAUUUUAACGGCUUUAUCAGUUUUAAUCAGAGACCCCUUUCCCCUCAUAAAAAAAAACAGCUGCCAGUUGCUAUGUGAACUAUCAUUUGAGAACAAUCCGAAGGAUUUUAAUCACUUAUACAAGAGUCUGUUGAAAGGUUUGUUGACCACGUUAACCGUAAGACAGAAUGACAUUCGCGAGCUUGCUCUGAAAUGCCUGAAAAAGCUGCUAUGCCUUGGAAGCAACAGAGAUUACCUUGAUGACCUAGCAGAAUCUUUAAAAAAUUUGUGUAGGAAAAAAUCGAGCAACGUUUUGCUCCAAGUGGUGGAUUGCAUUGAAGUGUGGAAUUUACAGAUUAACGAUUUAAGCAACUCCGAAAGGGCUAAACUAGUGUUUAUUGUCCUUUUGUGCGCAAAUGCAAAUAUAUCACCCUCCUUCAACGAGCGAUGUUACACUGCACUGAAAGGGAUAGCCUCUUCGUUAGAGGGAUUAGCGAGUGGGCUAAGUGAGAAGCGUAUAUGCAAAGAGAGUCUUUUCCCAAAUGGCACAUAUUCUGAAACGGAAAAAUCGAAUUUGCAUCGAAAUGAGAAAAAUGUUGAUGAGGGACAGACCUUUGGGCAGAAGGAACACUGCUGUGUACAUGCGGGGGAAGCACCACGUGCAUAUUUUUUCUCCAGGAUGAACAACCUUUUUUACACACCCUCCCCGUUUAACGUUCUGUGCAGCGAUAUUCCUGCCCUCUUUGGGGAUAUAAAAAAGGAACUAUUCUAUGAAAUUAUGAAUAAUGAACGAAAUUCGUGGAAUGAAGGGAAAGACGAUUUCGCCAGCAUUUUAACCACGUUUCUGCUGUGCACCUACUGCGACACGGUUCAUUUUGUUAGGCCCAUCUUGUCCUUUGUGUACAGAUCGCUGGUCUUGUUUAAAUACGUCGACUGUCCGACAACGCCCUUGUUGGUGAGUGGUAUAUCUGCGGAAGAAGUCUCAUCGGAGGAUGCCACGCUGAAGAACGCGGCUUCGCAAUACGGCUACGAGUACGAUUCCUUUUUGUACCUCACAAAAUUUGUCUGCCUAAUUAUUACGUGCGGGUAUUUAAUGCCCUUGAGUGUGACGCUCGAAGAGGGGGCCCAACUCCUACUAGGCGAUUGCAACGUUCGCAAUGUUGCGGAGAGCUUUUACAAACUAAGUAACGUAUCUUCAAGUGGCGUACAACAUGGAGAUGGAAGUGCGAGAAAAAACUCCACCUCCUGUUUAACCAACACAAAUGGUCGAGCUUGCACAGAAUAUAUUUUCUCAAACACGAAUUAUCACAAGUACCAACGGAAGGCAUACGAAAGGUUGUGUGAGCACAGGAAGAGCGACAUUCUUUUGGAGGAGCACGCUGAUGGAAGUGGUCAGCUGGACCAGCACUUGGAAAAGAGAGACACGGAUGAUAACAUGGGGGAAAAGCCCAAGGGAGGGGAACCGCAAGAAGUGGUGGAGAGGGACUUGGUGUAUGGAUCAGCGAACGAAUCACAGAAGGACUCUGCGAAGGGUUCGAUGGAGGAAUCGGUGCACUACCCCGUGGACAGUGCCCCCAUAAUUUGCGAAAACAAAAAAAUCGUGCUCAUGAUGCUGUCCCAGUUGCUAGGCGGUUAUUACCUGCGGAACCAAUUAGCAGAAAUUAAACUGGACGAAGAAGACAUAAAUUUCAUUUUAUUUCUAAUAAGCGAAAAUGCAAAAUACGAAAAUGUAGAUGCGUUUCCCUACAUGCUAAUGAUUCUGAAGUAUUUGCUAAACAUUAUCGGGCAGGACUGCAAAAAGUACAGCAAAAUUUUGUUCCAUUUUUUUAUCGUUUUACAAUCAGAUACUCAGUUCUGCCCGCAAUCAGAAGUGGAAAAAUUAAUUGAACAAAUUGAGCAUUAUCACCAUGGAGUGAAAACAAAAAGUGAUUUUUACAACGAUGAGUAUGUCCAUUUUGUGCAGAACGUCAGCACAAUGAUAAAUAUAAACGACUUUAACAAUUUCAAAUGUAAUAUUGAAUUUUUAAAUGUACUUUUGUGUAACAUAAGUAAAGAAGUAAUGAUGGAACAGUCGAACCAUUUGAUGAAUUUCUUCCACACAAUUAUGAAUCAAGAAUUAAGGCCAUUCAUGAAAUCAGAAUUUUUAUUAUUCUUAAAUUUGUUUUGUUCCAAAAAUAUUUUCCCCCAUUUUUUACAAAAAAAUUCGCAACAAAUAUUGAAGAAUAUUUUGUUACCCUUAUGCACAUGGAAGAGUGGCCUAAACGAGGCGCAGACACGAAAGGGUGCUUUACAUUGUAUAAGAACAUUAUUCGUAAAAAAUGACCUCCACAAAUAUGUAAUUGAAAAUAAUGUCCUCAUUGAAAAUUUGGUAUGUGUGUUGAAAUCUUCCAGUGAUGAUACGUGGAAUGCUGAAAACAGAGAAAUAGCCAUUGCCAUAUAUGCACAAAUUGCAAGGCGCAUAAGUAAUAAUAAUAUUUUACUGGACUUGUUAAACAUUUUGAUAAAGCUAAUGGAGGACUCGAGUGAUACAAUUCGUAAGCUGUCUGCAAAUGGAUUGUAUUCACUUUUUCUGAAUGAAUCUUUAAUUUUAUCUGAUGAAGUUUGUGAAGAUGUUUUUCCCACCCUACUACUCCAUAUGGAUGAUGAUUCACCAGGCGUCAGUGAAAUGCUUUACCGUACCUUAUUCCUUGCCAAAAAGUUUAACCAGACGAUUUUCGUGAAGCACGCGAAAAAUUCGUGCGAGUAUACCGCACAUGCGAAAUUGUACAAGGAAGAGCUACUGAAAUGA